AGGAUUUCUUUGACCGCAGAGAAUCUGUAUCACACAACACAAAUACCCCCCACCACCGGCUGCAACUAGUACUAGUAUAGUAGCAGAGAAUCGUGUGUGAAGAGAAAAUUACUAAUAUGGCGCCAAUCAUUCAGAGCACUCAACCAUGGGUCGAGAAAUACCGUCCAAAGCAAGUGAAAGACGUAGCUCACCAAGAAGAAGUGGUUCGAGUACUCACCAACACUCUCGAAACUGGAAGCUGCCCACACAUGCUCUUCUAUGGUCCUCCCGGCACUGGAAAAACCACUACUGCCCUCGCUAUCGCUCAUCAGCUUUUCGGACCUGAACUCUAUAAAUCUAGGGUUUUGGAACUUAAUGCUAGUGAUGAUCGUGGUAUUAAUGUUGUUCGGACUAAGAUCAAAGAUUUCGCUGCUGUCGCUGUGGGUACCAAUAAGCCUAAGAAUGGUUAUCCGUGUCCACCGUAUAAGAUCAUUGUUCUCGACGAGGCUGAUUCAAUGACAGAAGAUGCUCAGAAUGCACUGAGGCGAACGAUGGAAACUUAUUCUAAAGUUACUAGGUUCUUUUUUAUAUGCAACUACAUUAGCAGGAUUAUAGAACCACUUGCUUCAAGGUGUGCAAAAUUCAGGUUCAAGCCACUGACAGAAGAAAUCAUGAGCAGCCGAAUAGUAUACAUCUGCAAAGAAGAAGGAAUCUACCUUGAUGCUGAGGGUCUUUCAACUUUAAGUAAUAUUUCUCAAGGAGAUCUCCGUCGGGCUAUAACAUACUUGCAGUCUGCUGCUCGCUUAUUUGGAUCUUCCAUUUCUUCCAAGGAUCUGAUUUCUGUGUCUGGGAUUGUUCCAGCGGAGGUUGUUGAGGCACUUCUUAAAGCAUGCAGAAGUGGUAAUUUUGAUUUAGCAAACAAGGAAGUCAACAAUUUCAUUGCAGAGGGGUAUCCUGUCUCUCAGAUGCUAACUCAGUUGUUUGAGGCUAUUGUUGAAGAAAACGACAUAUCAGAUGAGCAGAAGGCAAGGAUAUCCAAGAAGUUGGGUGAAGCAGAUAAGUGCCUAGUUGAUGGUGCUGAUGAAUACUUGCAGCUUCUUGAUGUGGUCAGCAAUACAAUACAAGCUUUAUGUAACAUGCCAGAAGGAUUUGCUUAAGAGGGUUAACUAAUAGAUAGUCAGCACGUUGGAGCCCGUUUUUUUUUUGGAAAGAUGUUGGAGUCCGUUGUUAAUUCACUAUUUGUGUAGAAUUCACUUUUGAAGAAUUUACCCAUGGAAGUUUUUAACACUCCGUUAUUGCUCCUGUACCAAGCAAGUAUUCUACUACUAGCAUAGAGUCCAUAGUUCAGGAGUAAAAA
Messenger RNA from Medicago truncatula (barrel medic), 1336 nucleotides. Its product is annotated as replication factor C subunit 2. Gene Ontology annotation, molecular function: DNA binding; DNA clamp loader activity; ATP hydrolysis activity. Bases 117 to 1136 code for a protein of 339 amino acids. Gene Ontology annotation, cellular component: DNA replication factor C complex; nucleus. The record is from RefSeq and is a predicted model, not a curated record. The transcript has 11 exons. NCBI's taxonomy places the organism in Eukaryota, Viridiplantae, Streptophyta, Magnoliopsida, Fabales, Fabaceae. Gene Ontology annotation, biological process: DNA repair; DNA-templated DNA replication.